GCGAGUUUGUGUUUUUGGUGGGUGGGGGGAGGCAUGAAUGUCAGCACAAGCCAGUCCAGGGACAGCAAAGCUGUGAGAAGGAGAAAAGCUUGGAAUGUUCAAGAAACUGACAGCAAGCUAGUGUGGCUGGAGUGUGCUGAAGGAAGGGAGUGUCACCGAGGUAACAUUGGAGAGAUUUAAUAUUCCUCCCUCAAAAUGGACCAACCAUGAGGAUAUUUUCUCUACGUGUAACUGGGCAUGUUACUUUUCUGGGACACUCUAAAAUUGGGCCAUUUUUCCUUGCGUGGUGAAGAGAUGUUUGCUUUCCCAUAAUGAUUAGGAUUUUAGCUGCCUCUGGACAUUUCUGCCAAGUUGGAGCCUGUCACUCACCUGGAACAUCCCACACCGAAUGGAAAGGACACUCUAAAGCCAUGGAGUUUGAACAGACCCAGGGCUCUCUACCAUGAGCUGCCAGGGAGAAAACAACAUCCAGGGGCGCGGUAGGCCUGACUUGGCAGCCCGAAAGGUGAACAAAAGGAUCCUGGCUUUGGCGAGAGCAGAAGGAAGUUCAGCGAGCCUCAGCCCCAUCCCAACCAGAACAGAUUUGUCACUGACGCUAAUGAGUGGCUGCUCUGGGGGGUGGCGCUCCCUGGAAGCUCCACAGCGGCUGCUCUCAGGUUUUCAGGUCAGCUCUAUGCAAAGCCUUCCAGAAGGGGCAGGGGGUGAGCUGAUGAACUCCACGGCCGAGGGGUUUUCACGUAUAUCUGGAAGACGGGACACAGGAAAGAGCGAGAAAAUUUUCCUCAGCUUCUACUGAGUCAGAAAAGCUCAGCUCCCAAACAGACUGUCCCCUGAGGCCUCACACAGCUGGGAACGGAUCCACAAUACAGCCAAGGCACCUCACCAUGGAUUAAUGACAGCUACCCAUGGGAAUUCAGAUCUAAGAAGAGCUGAAAAGAGAAGGCACUCAUCCAGGUUCAACAUCAAGUUGAAAAGGGGCAUCUUCACCUGCUCAUGAUAUGAGAAAAGCCAAAGGAACUUUCCUCUGCUGAGACUCUGUUAGUCAAAAUCUGACCAAGAGCCAUCUUGCCAUCAAUGGCUUCCGUGAUGUCACCCAUUUCCUGGUCCCGAUCGACCAGUGCCCUCCUCCUUCCUUAGGCACCUGUGCGCGGAGGUUGAGGCUGGGCACUGCUCGGGCAGCGCAAGGAGCUGCGGGAUUCAUCCGCAGGGCAGGAGAGCUGAGGGGCUGCCGCUCUGAGAGCCCCAGACGGACGCCUGACAAGGUUUGUGGGUGGCUCCUAGAAGAUCUUGAUUUGCUCCCAAAGGAAUAUUAUUUUACUGGGUUUGUUUCCUGUCAAACUGUGCCCCCUGGUCAACCAUGAACCAGCCAGACCCUGCCGAUGACGCGGAUCCCAGCCCUGCAGCCCUGUGUGUGGUGUGUGGCCAAGCCCACUCCCCUGAGGAAAACCACUUCUACACCUACACGAAAGAUGUGGAUGAUGACCUCAUAUGCCACAUCUGCCUGCAAGCUUUGCUCGACCCUCUGGACACUCCCUGUGGACAUACCUACUGCACACUCUGCCUCACCAACUUCCUGGUGGAAAAGGACUUCUGCCCCGUGGAUCGAAAGCCUCUAGUUCUGCAGCACUGCAGGAGGUCCAACAUCCUGGUCCACAAGCUUCUCAACAAGCUGCUGGUGACCUGCCCGUUCGUGGAGCACUGCACUGAGGUGGUGCAGCGCUGUGACCUUGAACAUCACUUUCAGACCAGCUGUAAAGGCGCCUCCCACUAUGGGCUGACCAAAGACAGGAAGAGGCGUUCUCAAGAUGGCUGUCCAGAUGGCUGUGCGAGCCUCACAGCAACAGCACUCUCCCCAGAGAUUUCUGCAGCUGCCACCAUCGCCUUAAUGACGGAUGAGCCUGGCCUAGACAACCCUGCCUACGUGUCCACAGCAGAGGAUGGUCAGCCAGCAAACAGCCCAUUGGACUCUGGCCGGAGCAACCGAACUAGGACACGGCCCUUUGAGCGAUCCACUAUCAGAAGCAGAUCUUUUAAAAAAAUAAAUCGAGCUUUGAGCGUCCUUCGAAGGACGAAGAGUGGAAGUGCAGUUGCCAACCAAGCUGACCAGGGCAGAGAAAAUUCUGAAAACACCACUGCCCCUGAAGUCUUUCCAAGGUUGUAUCACCUGAUUCCAGAUGGUGAAAUUACCAGCAUCAAGAUCAAUCGAGUGGAUCCCAAUGAAAACCUCUCCAUUAGGCUUGUGGGAGGCAGAGAAACCCCACUGGUCCAUAUCAUUAUUCAACAUAUUUAUCGUGAUGGGGCAGUUGCCAGAGACGGCCGACUACUGCCAGGAGACAUCAUACUAAAGGUCAACGGGAUGGACAUCAGCAAUGUACCUCACAGCUACGCCCUGCGCCUUCUGCGGCAGCCCUGCCAAGUGCUGCGGCUGACAGUGCUGCGGGAGCAGAAGUUCCGAAGCAGGAACAAUGGACAGGCACUGGACACCUAUGGACCUCGGGAUGACAGUUUCCAUGUGAUUCUCAACAAGAGCAGCCCUGAGGAACAGCUUGGAAUAAAACUAGUGCGCAAGGUGGAUGAACCUGGGGUGUUCAUUUUCAACGUGUUGGAUGGUGGUAUGGCGGACCGACAUGGUCAGCUGGAGGAGAACGAUCGUGUGUUAGCCAUCAAUGGACAUGACCUUCGAUACGGCAGCCCAGAAAGUGCAGCUCAUCUGAUUCAGGCCAGUGAAAGGCGUGUCCACCUCGUCGUGUCCCGCCAGUUUCGUCAGCAGAGUCCUGACAUCUUUCAGGAAGGUAGCUGGAACAGCAACGGCAGCCAGUCCCCAGGGCCAGGGGACAGGAGCAACACUCCCAAGCUCCUCCAUCCAGCGGUCACUUGUCAUGAGAAGGUGGUAAGUGUCCAAAAAGACCCCAGCGAAUCUCUCGGCAUGACCGUUGCAGGGGGAGCAUCACAUAGGGAGUGGGAUUUGCCCAUCUAUGUCAUCAGUGUUGAGCCCGGAGGAGUCAUAAGCAGAGAUGGAAGAAUAAAAACAGGUGACAUUUUGUUGAAUGUGAAUGGGAUUGAGCUAACACAGGUCAGCCGGAGUGAGGCAGUUGCAUUAUUGAAGAGCACAUCCUCCUCGGUGGUACUUAAAGCUUUGGAAGUCAAAGAACGUGAGGCCCAGGAAGACUGCAGCAGCCCAGCAGCCCUGGACUACUCCAACCACAACACAGCCCCACCUGGCGACUGGUCCCCUUCCUGGGUCAUGUGGCUGGAAUUACCACGGUACCUGUAUAACUGUAAAGAUGUUAUAUUACGAAGAAAUACAGCUGGAAGUCUGGGCUUCUGCAUUGUAGGAGGUUACGAAGAAUAUAAUGGGAACAAACCUUUCUUUAUCAAAUCCGUUGUUGAAGGAACACCAGCAUACAAUGAUGGAAGAAUUAGAUGUGGUGAUAUUCUUCUCGCUGUCAAUGGCAGAAGUACAUCAGGCAUGAUACAUGCUUGCUUGGCAAAGAUGCUGAAAGAACUUAAAGGAAAAAUUACUCUCACAAUUGUUUCUUGGCCUGGCACUUUUUUGUAGAAUCAAUGAUGGGUCAUAGAAAAAUGAGAAAUCACAAAUAAGCUAAGUUGAAACAACGUAUUUAUCUUGUCAAUUUUUGUAUUUAAAGGAUACACUGUAAAAAAUGUAAACUUUAAUUGUCAGGAAAAGUAUGAUCUAAAGAAAGCCAAUGACACCUCAGAAAAUAUAAC
Equus caballus (horse) is the source of this 3729-nucleotide messenger RNA. The record is from RefSeq and is a predicted model, not a curated record. NCBI's taxonomy places the organism in Eukaryota, Metazoa, Chordata, Mammalia, Perissodactyla, Equidae.